Molecule: messenger RNA, 537 nt
Organism: Penicillium maclennaniae
Lineage: Eukaryota; Fungi; Ascomycota; Eurotiomycetes; Eurotiales; Aspergillaceae
Exons: 1
Coding region: 1-537 (178 amino acids)
Source: RefSeq, a predicted model, not a curated record
AUGCUCCUCUCACGCACUGCUUUCCGCGCCGCCCUGCUUCACCUGAGCUUCAAUCCAGCUUUGAUCCGCGCCGCAGCCCCUACCGCCUUCACCCUGACCACACCGGCGUAUUUUGGCCAGACACCAAGCUCUCGUCUCCAUACCGUCCUGUUUCCUCAGUGCGCGCCACUCAAUAAGUUCACCGAAUCACAAACUCAAAUCCGCACAAUGGCUUCAGAGUCGAACUCCACCCCCGAGUCCGCUGCUCAGUCAAAAGGACCCAAUGAGUCCCAGCCACAAGAAGCACAACAACCUCAGGAGCGUCUCGCCCUCCCACCCAGCGACUCCUCCGGCCAAAAGCUUGACCUCAGCGAAGGCGGCUCAUCUGUUACGCUUGACCACUUGGGCCCCAUGGUCGUCAAUGUAGACGGCACACUGUCGCGAAUCAGCAACUGGGACCAGAUGGCCGAAAUUGAGCGCAAGAACACUCUUCGCGUCAUCAGUAAGCGGAACAAGCAGCGCUUGGACGCUUUGAAGGCUGCGCGGGGCGAAGAGUAG